Messenger RNA from Otolemur garnettii (small-eared galago), 1801 nucleotides. It is a transcript of the gene HTR3A, whose product is annotated as 5-hydroxytryptamine receptor 3A. Gene Ontology annotation, biological process: chemical synaptic transmission; nervous system process; signal transduction. The record is from RefSeq and is a predicted model, not a curated record. Gene Ontology annotation, cellular component: postsynaptic membrane; synapse; neuron projection. NCBI's taxonomy places the organism in Eukaryota, Metazoa, Chordata, Mammalia, Primates, Galagidae. Gene Ontology annotation, molecular function: transmembrane signaling receptor activity; neurotransmitter receptor activity; extracellular ligand-gated monoatomic ion channel activity. The transcript is spliced from 8 exons. The coding region runs from base 7 to 1536 and encodes 509 amino acids.
CUCGCCAUGCUGCUGUGGGCCCCCCGGGCGCUGCUCACCCUGCUCCUCCCCACACUGCUGGCUCAGGGAGAAGCCCAGCAGGGCAGGAACACCACCAAGCCCACUCUUCUGAGGCUGUCGGAUCACCUCCUGGCCAACUACAAGAAGGGCGUGCGGCCCGUGUGGGACUGGAGGAAGCCAACGACCGUGGCCAUCGAUGUCAUUGUCUACGCCAUCCUCAGUGUGGAUGAGAAGAACCAGGUCCUGACCACUUACAUCUGGUACCGGCAGCACUGGACUGAUGAGUUUCUCCAGUGGAACCCCAAGGACUUUGACAAUAUCUCCAAGCUGUCCAUCCCCACCGACAGCAUCUGGGUCCCGGACAUUCUCAUCAACGAGUUCGUGGACGUGGGCAAGUCUCCAAAUAUCCCGUAUGUGUAUGUUCGGCAUCACGGUGAGGUCCAGAACUACAAGCCCCUCCAGGUGGUGACCGCGUGUAGCCUGGACAUCUACAACUUCCCUUUCGAUGUGCAGAACUGCUCAUUGACCUUCACCAGCUGGCUGCACACCAUCCAGGACAUCAACAUUUCCCUGUGGCGUUCACCAGAAAAGGUGAAGUCGGACAAGAGCGUCUUCAUGAACCAGGGAGAAUGGGAGCUGCUGGGCGUGCUGACCCAGUUCCAGGAGUUCAGUAUAGAUGGCAGCAUCUACUAUGCGGAGAUGAAGUUCUAUGUGGUCAUCCGCCGGCGGCCGCUCUUCUAUGUGGUCAGCCUGCUGCUGCCCAGUAUCUUCCUCAUGGUCAUGGACAUCAUGGGCUUCUACCUGCCCCCAGACAGCGGUGAGAGGGUCUCCUUCAAGAUCACGCUCCUCCUGGGCUACUCCGUCUUCCUGAUCAUCGUGUCUGACACGCUGCCGGCCACUGCCAUCGGCACUCCCCUCAUCGGUAAGGCCCAUUCUGAAGGAAGAGCUCAGGCUGGUGAGAAGCCGGCCCCCUCCCACCUCCUGUGUGUGUCUUUCCCCACCCCGGGGCCCGCAGGUAUCUACUUCGUGGUGUGCAUGGCCCUGCUGGUGAUCAGCUUGGCCGAGACCAUCUUCAUCGUGCGGCUGGUGCACAAGCAGGACCUGCAGCAGCCCCUGCCGGCCUGGCUGCGGCGCCUGGUGCUAGAAAGGAUCGCUUGGCUCCUCUGCCUUGGGGAACAGACAACCUCCCGGAGGGCCCCCACCACCUGCCAAGCCAGCAAGGCUGAUGAUUGCUCAGCCACGGAAAACCACUGUGGCCAUUUGGGUGGAUCUCUGGACUUGGAGAAGAACCCUAGGGGCAAAUGCAGCCCCGCCCCACCCCCACAGGAGGCCUCACUGGCCGUGACAGGGCUGCUGCAGGAAUUGUCCUCCAUCCGGCGCUUCUUGGAGAAGCGGGAUGAGAUCCGAGAGGUGGCCCGGGACUGGCUGCAGGUGGGCUCCGUGCUGGACAAGCUGCUCUUCCGAAUCUACCUGCUGGUGGUGCUGGCCUACAGUGUCACCCUGGUCAUGCUCUGGUCCAUUUGGCAGUAUUCUUAAGAGGAUACAGCCCAGCCAGGGACGAAAGCAUGGGGCUGGUUAGGACAGGGAUGGGUGAGUUCCACUUAGGUCCUUCAGGGCUCCAGAGAUGCCAAGGACAUCUUCAAAACACAGAUAGAGUCCCAUCCCCUGUUUCCAAUGUCAAGUCAUCUCAGCAAUGCUGAACCCUACUCCUCCCAAAAACUUUAUGCUCAAGGCCCUUCCAUCCUUUUCCAGCCUCCAACUGCUCAUUGUGGCUUUAAAACAUGCGAUCUCAGAUCAGGGG